AUGUUCAGCAACGCUUCUACCUGCUUCUUCUUACCUUAUGUCUUCUAUAGUGUUCUAAUUGCUGCCCUCUCAGUUGUUUGCUUUUCUUUCUUGCUAUCAGUCAUAUGGGACCCCAAUGAAGGAGAAGGCCCGUUGCGUCUGAAUCUGGCUGUUAUCACGAUCAGCGUCAGCAAGACCCAGGGUAGGCGCCACAUGGGCAAGGCCAAUGGGCGGCUAGCCAUGCUCGAAGCACUGACUGGAGAGAUGCCCCAGCCUAAAACAAAAGGGUUUAAUCGAGAGGGCAUUCGCGAAAUUGAAUUCACAGAGCUUACACGUCUAGUCGAUCUCAUCAUACCCCCCAGCACGCUCUAUUUCUUCCUGGACUUCACCCUUGAGGGCAAUCUCUACAUAAGAGAAAAAGGUACUCUUCCCCUUAUAAGAGAAGAUGAAGUAACACUCUUCGGGACCCCGUAUGCACUCUGGGCGUUCCCACUUUGGAACCCCGCGUCAACUUCCCUCCAAGAGCGACUCCUGAAGACCCCGGACCGCCUCAAUGUCACCUUGAAGGCAAGGAUCUCUGCAUGCGUGCACGUCUCUGGGAAGGAAUGGUCCCCAUCAAUUCGCGUUCGACUUUAUGUAGGAUAUUAUUCACACUUUCAUAUGGCUUGCUCAUCCCGAUACGUAAAGCUCAUAAGAGAUUGUUUCAAUUAUAUUGGGCAAGAGCUAGAGGCGUUCCAGUAUGCACUCAAUGCGAGAAGAGCACGGAAUGGGAUCGCUGAAAUGAUCGACAUGCGUAAACUGUGGCUCAAAUUCGUUCGCUCCAUUUUCGAAAAGAUGGUCACAAGAACGCAUUCUUGGGUCUCAGACCGAGUCAACGAGGUCAUGGUCAACGGAAAUGCGGAAUACGACGCGGUAGCAGAUGCGAAUAGAGCCGCAAAUGCGUACCAGGCUGCAAAAGACUUACUCAAAUCAUGGUCAGAUCUGAACAGGACGGUGCACCUUUGCGAUUGGAUGAUCAUAAUGCCUAUGGACGGUUUCGCAGGCUUCUUUCCAUCUAGCUCAGAUACAAAAGUCCGCGAGGAGUUGGCCGCCCGCAUUCCUACACCGUUGAUGGAGCGUAUGGAGCACAUGCUGGAAAAUGAACAAGCCAUACACACGAAUAGAGGUACUAUCAAUGCGAUCCUGAAAGAAUCAAAAGACAUGAAUGACCAAGUUCGACUUCAAUUGCGCAGUGCGCCGAAGUCAUUCGGACGUGAAAAUUGCAUCUCCACCAUACGUUCGAGGACAAAGUGGUCGCUCAGUCAUAGCGGGCCGCAGGAUCAGACAGAGAUGGAUGGGAUGCGUUCUUCCAGAAGGCGAAUGCCGACUUUGAGCGAUCUGGCGAGCGGGUGGAAGGAUCUGAUGAGCGGCUUCCUCAAAAUUAUUGACAAAACAGCCUAUGAUCCCCGGCUUAUUGCGAAACAAUCGCCUGGCUACAAGAACGAGUUGAAAAUCCUGGGAUGCUUGGUCAUUGACGAUUUGUACCCGUUGAUUGUGAGCUUGGUGGAGCGACCUAGCGAUCUGUGGUUGUAUGCUAUGUUGCAACCGGACCAGGUGUAUGUAGGUCCGUGUGUGGAAAGGCAGGAGAAGGAAUGGGAGAGGCGUUCUGGAAGUGGCGGAGUGAGCAGUCGGCAUCGUAACGAUCUUUUGAUUCUCAAACGCUUUGGUGGUAUUAUAACAAUCGAUCGAGCAUUCUGGGCAGAGUUCGAUUGGAAUCCUCCAGGAAAAGCUCUUUGCGUGCUUGUCGAAGACAAAGUCAUUGUGAUGCGAAACCCGUUACCGAUAGUGAGGUGGAAAAUGGGUCAGUCCCAGAUCAGUUGCGUGGUGGGACAGAAAAUCAAAGUUCUGCGCAAAACAACGUUGCGACGCUGCACACCACGACUAAUUACUGAGAUUAUUGUGAUUCUCAAAUGA
Molecule: messenger RNA, 1932 nt
Organism: Lindgomyces ingoldianus
Lineage: Eukaryota; Fungi; Ascomycota; Dothideomycetes; Pleosporales; Lindgomycetaceae
Exons: 11
Coding region: 1-1932 (643 amino acids)
Source: RefSeq, a predicted model, not a curated record